CAGGUCGUCCUCCUAGAUCCAGAUAAUGUUUAUAUAUAUAGACAUCACAGAUGAAAACCUUGCCAAGCCUUAUUUAACGUUAUUUGGGCUUGAAGAAGCAGAGAGCACUGUGGUGGCUGCUUUUGAUGUCCGAGUCAACUCUAAAUAUCUAUUAGAGUCAAAUCCAACACCAAGCAAUAUAGAGGAGUUCUGCUCAGGGCUUCUGCAUGGCACUUUGUCUCCAUACUUCAAAUCACAAGCAAUACCUAAUAACGUGAGUAGUUUUUUCCCUUAA
Messenger RNA from Rosa chinensis, 274 nucleotides. RefSeq names its product protein disulfide isomerase-like 1-6. The transcript is spliced from 3 exons. The record is from RefSeq and is a predicted model, not a curated record. The coding region runs from base 26 to 274 and encodes 82 amino acids. Lineage: Eukaryota; Viridiplantae; Streptophyta; Magnoliopsida; Rosales; Rosaceae.